Molecule: messenger RNA, 1335 nt
Organism: Drosophila takahashii
Lineage: Eukaryota; Metazoa; Arthropoda; Insecta; Diptera; Drosophilidae
Product: aminoacylase-1
Biological process (GO): amino acid metabolic process
Cellular component (GO): cytoplasm
Molecular function (GO): aminoacylase activity
Source: RefSeq, a predicted model, not a curated record
AAAAUGUGUGCCGAAAAAUGGGAAAACAAUGAGGAAAUUAAUAUAUUCCGGGAAUACUUGCGUAUUCCAUCCGUACACCCUGAUAUUGAUUAUACUGCUUGCGUGGAGUUCCUCAAGCGGCAGGCUAACUCCCUCAAUCUUCCCGUGGAAGUGGUUUAUCCAGCGGUUGAAUCCAAGCCCGUGGUGAUCAUCAAGUGGCUGGGAAAACAACCGGAGCUCCCCUCAAUCAUUCUGAACUCGCACAUGGAUGUGGUUCCCGUGUAUCCGGAUAAGUGGACCCACGAUCCCUUCGCUGCCGAUAUCGAUGAGGAGGGAAGGAUCUUUGCGCGGGGCACUCAGGACAUGAAAUCUGUGGGCACUCAGUAUCUGGGAGCCAUUCGCCUUCUGAAGGCUAGUGGCUUCCAGCCCAAACGGACUGUUUACGUGACCUUUGUGCCUGACGAGGAGAUCGGGGGAAUCCUUGGAAUGGCAGUGUUCGUUAAAGCGGAUUACUUCAAGCAAAUGAACGUGGGAUUUAGUUUGGACGAGGGAGGCACUAGUGCCAGUGAUGUCCAUCAUUUGUUCUACGCCGAGCGUAUCCGAUGGGUUCUCAAACUGAAAGUUGAUGGAACUGCUGGCCAUGGUUCUCUAUUGUUGCCCGAUACUGCCGGCGUAAAGCUGAACUAUGUGUUGAACAAGCUGACGGAGUUCAGGGAUUCGCAGAUUCAGCGACUGAAAAACGACCAGAGUCUUAGCAUCGGUGACGUGACCACUGUGAAUCUCACCCAGUUGAGUGGUGGAGUGCAAAGCAAUGUGGUUCCGCCGCUUCUUGAGGCCAUCUUCGACAUGCGUCUGUCCAUCACCCUGGAUUUGGUGGCCUUCGAGCAGCAAAUCCGCGACUGGUGCAAGGAGGCAGGUGGUGGCAUCGAGAUUGAGUUUCCCCUGAAAGAGGCCUUUGUGGCAGCCACCAAACUGGAUGAUUCGAAUCCCUAUUGGAUGGGUUUGAAAGCCACUCUAAAUGAACUUAAGCUGAAAGUAAAACCGAUUGUCUGUUUCGCAGUCACCGAUUCUCGGUUUAUUCGUCAGCAGGGAAUCCCAGCUAUUGGAUUCUCACCCAUCAUAAAUACUCCGGUACUGAUCCAUGAUCAUGAUGAAUUCUUAAAGGCUGAAUAUUACUUAAAUGGCAUUGAAGUGUACAAGAAGAUUAUUCCAAAUAUUACCGAGGUCUAGCCAAUGUCUUCUUUGUGGCAAUCAUUAAAAUAAAAUUGUUUAUGUUUGUAAUUAGGUGAUUUACCUAUCUUAUCUUAAGUGGGCAAAAUUGGAGCGUAAAUCAUAUUAAUGGCAUGCACAUAAAGA